Physcomitrium patens is the source of this 596-nucleotide messenger RNA. RefSeq lists its product as uncharacterized. The record is from RefSeq and is a predicted model, not a curated record. Gene Ontology annotation, cellular component: respiratory chain complex I. Lineage: Eukaryota; Viridiplantae; Streptophyta; Bryopsida; Funariales; Funariaceae.
GACGUACAAUUUUGCCGAUGUCUUUGAGAGGUGCGUGAGGCUUCGGUGAAUUGUCGAAGGGCGUUUUGUUUUGUUUUUUGAAUUGUGCAUCGGUGCCGAAUUUCGCCAAUCGAUCAAGAUGGCGGGUGGGAUGGACGUUGUCAAGAACAAGCACAUUGAGGACUGGGGCACGGCGCGGGAGAAUCUGGAGAAGACGUUCCGGUUCACCAGACGGAACAUCGCUGUGGCGCUCAUCUUCGGCGUCGCGGUGCCCUUCUUGACCUACCAGGGCAUCACGGGCGAAUUUCACAAGCAGGAUAUCGCUGCUGGGCAGCCUCGGCGCAAGUUUUUGGGCACUCAGUAGCCUAGUGGAUUGAUUAGAACAUGCCUUUCAUAGGGAAGGAUAGGGGUGCCUUUCCAUUUGGCUCGAAAGGAUAAUCUUCUGCAACUUCUCCAUUUACAGGCUGGUAGUAAGAUCCUUUAUUUGGUUUUAUUUUUUGGUCUUUCUCCACAACAACACAUUUGACCUCUAUGUUGUUGUUGCCAAUGCUGGAUUUAGCCAAUAAAUGAUCAGGCUUGCUCAAAAAUGAGAAAGUGGAGAUUUCUAGGUGACGCAA